Aplysia californica (California sea hare) is the source of this 4937-nucleotide messenger RNA. Its product is annotated as menin. Gene Ontology annotation, biological process: negative regulation of cell population proliferation; negative regulation of cell cycle; regulation of transcription by RNA polymerase II. The record is from RefSeq and is a predicted model, not a curated record. Bases 68 to 2353 code for a protein of 761 amino acids. NCBI's taxonomy places the organism in Eukaryota, Metazoa, Mollusca, Gastropoda, Aplysiida, Aplysiidae. The transcript has 6 exons. Gene Ontology annotation, molecular function: chromatin binding; protein binding; Y-form DNA binding. Gene Ontology annotation, cellular component: histone methyltransferase complex; nucleus; chromatin.
UUGCUUAUCUGUUUACUUGACGCAUACCUGGCAAUAAUAACUAUUGAAGCUAGCAUCAUUAUCAAAGAUGGCGGGCUUUAAAGAUCGCGAUAAAAGACAUUUUCCUCUCACUGACACUUCUUCUGUCGUGAAACUGUUUGAAGAUCAGCUGAAAGGAUCGAACGAGCCAAAUCUUGCACUCCUUUCAAUAACAUUAGGAUGCAUUGAAAAUGCUUUAACGUUAAACAGAUCCGUUCCCUCCACUGAUGACUCAACUCUGUUGCGACCAAUUUUCCCGGUCGUAGAUCUCGAUACUGUUGAGGCACUUUAUACGAAAUUCGAGACCCUUGUUAAAGGAUCCGUCGACUUGACGAAAUAUCCUGAGGAAUAUUCCUCAAGAGACCUGGUCAAACGGAUUUCAGACGUUAUUUGGAGCUCCUUAUCCCGCAGUUUCAAAGAUAAAGCUCACCUACAAUCCUUGUACAGUUUUCUUACAGGAAACAAACUGGACUGUUUUGGUGUGGCCUUUGGCGUUGUUGCAGCAGCACAGCUUUUGGGUAGAAAUGAUAUUCACUUGGCUUUGUCAGAGGAUCAUGCAUGGGUUGUCUUUGGAGAAGAUGGAACAGACACUGCGGAGGUCACGUGGCAUGGAAAAGGCAAUGAAGACAAACGAGGACAGUCCAUAGCCCUGAGUGUCGCAGAGAAAUCGUGGCUCUACUUGAAUGGUCAGCCAGUCAUCUGCAAUCGUCUGAUGGAGGUAGCUGCUAUGGUCUCAGCUGCUAACCCUUCCAUCAGUAUGACCAUGGACAGCAUAGAAAUGGGCGCACUUCAACAGGAGCUGUUGUGGCUGCUGUAUGAUGAAAGUCACCUCUCAAAGUACCCUAUGGCUCUGGGCAACCUUGGAGACCUAGAGGAGAUCUCCCCUACCCCUGGUCGACCGCCACCUCUCUCGUUAUUCCAAGAAGCCAUCAGUUCAUCGGUGAAGAACUAUGCGAACCAUCACGUGUACCCUUACACGUAUAUGGGUGGCUACCUUUACAGAAAGCGGCGCUACAAAGAGGCCAUCAAGUGCUGGGCUGAAGCAUCUAAUGUCAUUAGAAAGUUCAACUACACGAGAGAAGAUGAAGAAAUUUACAAAGAGUUUCUGGAGAUUGCGAAUGAACUGAUUCCCAACAUAGUGAAGGCAGUGACCCUCAACACACUGGACCAUGAACAGCUGAACCUGCUGUAUGACCCUGUGGUCUAUGGAGACAUCUUGCGGUUCUACGACGGGAUUUGUGAGUGGGAGGAAGGGAGUUCGACUCCUGUGUUGCAUGUGGGCUGGGCUCAGCAUCUCACGUUUUCCCUCAAUAAAUUUGACCCAAGGACAAGAGCCAAAAUUGAUGUUGGGAAAGAUGAGGAUGAAGAAGAUAAAAAGAGUGAUGAUGAAGAAGAUGGGGAGGAGGUGGACGGGAAGAAAGUUGUAGAUAACAAAGGUGGGGUUCAAGAUUCUGAAAACGGGAAAGGUAAAGCGGCAGUCCAGAAAGACCCACUGAAAGUAGUGGUGGAGGAAAUGAAAGAGGUCAGCAAAGAAGAUUUGACGCUUUCUGCUCCAGAGGCAAGUCCUCUUGGCCAGAGAGUGACAGCUAGAGGUCGCAAAGGUCAGAGGAGAAGGAUGUCUGGGACCGCCAAAUCUGCCGCGAGUGAUUCGAUCAAAAAGGGGAACAUGGACGAGAACAGCAAUGCCGAAGAUAAGAUCAAGUCAACUAUCGAAGAGCUGGCCUCCAAAGUUGGGAAAGAAGAACACACACAAGCCGCGGCUCCCAACCCCAGCAUCACAGCGCUGGCACAGCAGUGCAGCCUCAACAUCCUGAACAAAGACUACUUACUGGGGGCCGGAGAGCCCUUCUCCUCCUCGUCCCCGUCGACGGUUGCUGCAGUUUCUGCCACGUCGGAAGAGCCAUUCACCACUAGCGCGGUCACGACCAGCGCGGUCUCAGGGACGGACGUCUUAGAUGAGUUCCUUAGCUCCAAGUCCAAUGGAAGCGCCUUCAUCGGGCUGACGAUGGACUCGAUGCUCAAGGCAGAGAGCCCAGCAGACAUGAUGUUGACGAUAAAGCGGGCCGACGACGUCACGAAAGCUGCCCCAGCACCAUCACCGUCCCCGUCUCCCACAGCUGAAAUGUUAGCGUCUCUGUCCCCUGUUCAGGUAGAACUUCGCAGUGAGAAGAUGAAGGGUCUAAAGAUGAUGUUCAAAUCCACCAAACUCAAUGCCAGCGCGAUCAAGCUUCAGCUUACAGCUCAGUCGCAAGUUCACGUGAAGGAUUCUCGUUUUCUGGAUUUCUGUGAGCCCACUGGUUCUGUGCGAAAGCGGCCGAGGAGAGAAAUUUUGUAAAGGAGGUCGACCCAGUUGUUUGAUCAGGACAUCUGCGCAUGUUAUCCUCUUUUUUUUUUCUCUGUAACCAUAGAAACAAAUUUACCUGUGACAGUGUUAAGAGUUCAGAUAUUCUUUGAGUUUCACAGUGGUCAAGGGAAGGUCUCUUGAAAUUGAAAAUUGAACUAUAAAUCAAUGCAGAAUUUAAUGUAACAUUGAGUUGUCAUAAGAAGUGAAGAGCCCUGUGACUGAACAGAAAAGUCAUGAAAUUUCUGUCCUAUAAAAAAAAAAAAAAAACUACCGACCCGAGGUCAGAAGAACAUGCCAGUGAGUUGCAUGGUACAUUAAUUUACGUUCAGUGUCCCUGUUUUGCUGCUUUUAUUGUCCAAAAACAAAAACACAACUGGAAUCUGCUUUCCAAAGAUUGAUCAAGAUCUGUGACUCUUGUUGUUUGUGUUCACAUAAGGGGAAGACGCAAUAUGAAUGUACAUCCUUUUGUAUGUAUUCAGUGUUAUUGGCUGUCUCAAGCUUUCUGUAUAUCUCCCACUUUGUUGAAUAUUGGGGAGGAAAAUUGGGUUGUUGCACCUGUUUUCACCCAUGCUGCAUCAUGUUGUAUUGGACAUUCCAGUUGCUAUUGCAGAUUGUCAAUGAUAUCAUGUACGGAGUCAAAAUCCUUUCUCUUCAUCAUGUUUUGGCUGUGGCCAUGUCAAGCUGUUUUGUUGUUUUUUUCUUGUGAAGGGUGCGCUUACUCUUUGAUUUUAACACAGCCGUUUCCUAUUGAAGUUUUGCCGUUUGUGUGGAUUAUAUUUCUAUGACAGGAAUAAGAUGGUUGAAAGUGUGUGUUUGUGCACAAUCAGAUUGAGACCAAAGAAAAAUUUGCUUAUGGUGUUGUUGUUUUUUUUAAUGUGCAGUGGGAGAAUAUAAUUGCCACAUGAAAUGUUGAUCAUGCAGUAAGUUUUUGUGCUUUCUCGAUUAGUUGUGGUGUUUUUGCUUCCAUUUAUGUCACAAUAUUGAAGGUGUUGUAUGUGUAAUCCAUUUCUUUUGCAGUAAGGCUAUGUUAAUUUCUAGAAUAGUAUGACGACAAAAAUUUGUUGUAAACUGCUUUUGAAAGCACAUGUUCUGUAGUUGAUGUUUCAUAUCUUUGCAGAAACCAGAACGCAGAAACAGAUACUUAGCGCUGACUUUUAAAGUUUUUAUAAAUCAUUUUGUUUAUUGAUAUAUUCAUUAGUAAUUCGCGAAUAUAAAUGGAGGAAAAUGGAAUUUUUUGGUAUUGCUUUUCUUGAGAAAGACUUAACUGUAACUUCUUAAUAGAAUUGUCGCAGCUAUCUGUGCGAGAUGUACUUAAUUGUUUCUAGGUUCUGAUUAUAGAUUUGUAUUUCAAUAAUUUCAUGAUACUUUGAGAAACUUGGAUCAUAUUUUUCUUAUUUUGAAGUUGAUUUUUCUUCGUGUCCUUAUUUUAUGUAAAGAGAAAUGAGUUUGAAAAAGUUGGAAUGUUCAUACUUCAUAUACAUGAGGUCAUCAGCUCUUAAUUUUUAUAAAACUUUUAGGAAGGUCAAACUUUAUUUAUGACAAUAUGACAUUUAUUUGUUAAAUGCUGUUUUCUUGUACAUUUCUUUCUUUUCUUUCUUUUUUUUGGGUUUUUUUUUGUUGACAAUUAUUGUUUCUGAUCAUCAUGUUCUAGUCGCAGAAAUACUUAUUUCAUAAAUUAUUGUCUAUUGUAGUUUACAGUUUGUUUAAGUCUUUUUGAAACCCGGUUUUUUGUCAGGAAAACUGGGGACAUUUUUUUUUUUUUGCUUUUUGGGUUAGCAUUAGUCACUUUUUCAUAAAGCAUUGACUUGGAAUUUUGGUACCGUAUUGGUUCAGUGAUGAACUGUGAUCUCUGUGAAACAAAUUUUUACAUUCAAAUGUGAUUUUGACGUUACAUGGUUAGGAUUUAUAUUAAUUUGUUAUUUUUGGUUUUGAUACUAAUUAGUUUGAAUCGAAAAAAUCUGUUACAAUGUCUUUACCUGGCAUACUUCAAUAUCAAGAGAGAAAAUGUGUAAGUCUGCCUUUGGUCAACAUAAAACUUGUUGACAGUAAAAUACGCUUGGAAGAUGGCCAUUUCUUUUCAUCACUGAUACAGAUAUGUUGUAAAAAGCAGUGGGAAAUGUUAGGGGUGAAGCAUUCUUCUUCUAGACACGGUUUUCGUCAUUUGGAAAGCGGUGCUUAACAUUUCGCGUAUCAGGAAUUCAGGCUGAGAGAAAUAUUAUGUACAGAAAUGUAGGCUCAGUUCAGGCAGAACUCAGAACUGAACCCUGGACUUUCUCAUGUUUGUAAAGGUUCAUUAAGCAGUUGUGCCAUGGGAUACAGGAAAAUGAAUUUUCUACAGAAGUUUUUCGUGGCAGUGGCAAAAGGUUUUAGUGUCAGUGACUAAUUUGCUUCCCUUUUGGUUUUUGGUCGGGAAUAAAAUUUCUACCAGCUGUGAAGGAAUUUUAUAAACUAAAUGACUAAAUGAAGAGUAUCAAAAUGUCUCUGAAAUUUUGGAAGUGGCUUCAAAUAUUCUUGUGAACUCAGAGAAUGUGAAGAGUAUAAGAGAAAAAUGGUUCGAAGAAGAAAAAGAAAAAAA